This is a messenger RNA of Polychytrium aggregatum, 1850 nucleotides long. RefSeq names its product rho guanine nucleotide exchange factor. The record is from RefSeq and is a predicted model, not a curated record. Gene Ontology annotation, molecular function: guanyl-nucleotide exchange factor activity. The transcript is spliced from 8 exons. The coding region runs from base 29 to 1603 and encodes 524 amino acids. NCBI's taxonomy places the organism in Eukaryota, Fungi, Chytridiomycota, Chytridiomycetes, Polychytriales.
CUCCUCCAUCUCCCUGCAGCUGCCCACCAUGGCCUAUCCAUAUGGCCGCCCCGGCACCGGCGACUUUGUCAACAUGAAUCGCGGCGUACCGCACUCCCAGAGCACAGGCAACCUCUACGCCCCCAACGGCGGCUACCCACCACACAGGGUCGUUCCCGAACGAAGCCAGACAAUCGGCAAUCCGAGCCAGCCCGGCCACCCAAGCGAGUUUGCCCACCGACAAGCCCAGCCUCCCCCCAUCCAGCAGACCUUCCUGAGCUACGAGCAAACUCGAUACUAUCACUCUUCUUUCACAUACGACUCGGGCAUCGAGGAGUGUCCUUCCAAGCUGGAUCAGCCGCUCCUGCGCUCGCCGCUGUAUUCCACCGAGCCCAUCAUCGUUCCCAUUCCGCAUUUGAUUGACUGCAUAUUCGAUGUGCUGCCGUCGAACCACAUGGACUAUGAAUCUGUCGAGGUGCUUCCUCCAAAGGCCGUCGAGGAGCUCGGCAAGGUUCGGGUUGAUCCAGAAUUCCUUCGCACCGACAAGAGAGGCUACGCCGUGGCCGAAAUGCUCCAGACCGAGCAAAACUUUUGUCGCAACCUUGGCAUCCUGGACACGUACAUUCGCAAGAAGCUGCUGGAGUCUGGCGUUGUAGACGAGCCCGACGUCCACAUCAUCUUCACGGGAUUUGAUGAGCUCUAUACUUUCCAUCGAUACUUUUUGGACUCUCUCGAGUCGCUCCUGAACCCGCAAGACUGGGACCCAAACACUACGCAGAUUGGAAAGCUCUUUGCUGAUAACACCGACCGAUUAGUGGCAGUGUACGGCAAGUUCAUCGACGCAUCGCACCUGACCGAGCGCACGAUCAAAAAGUACGAGAAGCGAGAGGCGUACAACCAGUUUAUGGAGGAAGCCUCGAGGUCGCCCGAGACGGGCAAGCGGCAGCUCAAGGAUUUCCUGAUAUUGCCGGUGCAACAGUCGAGUCGAUAUGCCCUGCAUCUGAAUGCCAUUGUGAAGCAGACCCCCUCGGACCACCCCGACCUCGAGGACCUCAAGGCCGCAGCCCAGAAAAUGUCGGAGCUCGGCGCGACCGUCAACGUCAAGAAGCAGCGUGCUCAGGAGCAGGCUUUGAUCUUUGACAUCUCCAUGGAUACCAAGGACACUCCGCCACUGUUCAUCAACGCCAAAAGAAGGGUCGUCUACACGGCCGACGCCACCGAUGUCAACCUGCGCAAGAAGGUCCGGGUUUACAUCUGUUCCGAUUCGCUCCUGAUAGCGACAUAUGUGUCUCGAGAGAAGCGCGGCGGCCUUGCCGGGUUGCUGGGCUCCAGCGCCUCGACCAUCGAAACGACCCACCCGUUCAUCUUCCUGAGAUGGAUUGACUUCAAGGAUGUCACCACAACCGAGGAGUUGCGCAAAGACACACUCGCCAUCACAUGCUACUACGAGCGCGAGGGCACCUCUUUCACUGUGCCUGUUCCGCAAUUCGAUGACGGCACCAACAACAAGUUCAAGGUCGUCCUCAAGUUCGAGCACGACUAUGACCCCGAGAAGACCCUGAAGGACUUUAACGUAACCCUCCAAUCUGAACAGAAGCGCUCAAAGUCGGCACGAGCCACAUGAGGGCGAUGCUCGAAAGCUGGGGCGAAACGGAGGAAGGAAGUGAUGUGAUGUGAUGGACAGGAGGUGGAGGGAUGUGAUGGGCAGGACGGGGAAGGCGCAAAGGAAGCCUCAAGCUCACUUGGGCCGAGAACGGCGCAUAAUUGGACGACUCGGCAUCGCCUUUGAAUUGCUGUUAUGGCAGCUUGCUGGCGAGCCAUGCUCAUGCCGCUCGCUGCACUCUUGUGAAACAAUGAUCGAUUCUCAUGCA